AUGGUAGAAUCACGAAAGCGUACAUCUUCACCCGUCGAGGUCGACCAGAAAAAACCGAGAAAGAAGGCUCGUACGACGGCCAAACCCAAGAAAGCCGUCAAGAAUGUUGGCACUUGCUCGAUGGACAAGAAGCAGAUUGGAGACCGCGUCAAGGCAGCACUGGCUUUGAAUAAGUACGCGCUCAAUCGGACACUCCAAAUGGACACAGCCUUCUUCCGCACCUUCUUCGUCGAUAACGACAAGCUCAGCAAACCACUACCAAUCACCCCCACAGAGUUCGACGACACUACCCCCGUGGUCGUCGUGGAUCUCAGCCGUAACCAAUCAGGCGAGUUGCUCGGAGUUACUAAGGUUAAGGGAGGAAAUAGGUUAGCCACGACGCACUUGGCGGCUAUGUGUGUUGUGUUCUAUCCGAGCCGAGGCAUGGCCAAGAUCUGGUUGUCUGUGUAG
Ilyonectria robusta is the source of this 450-nucleotide messenger RNA. RefSeq lists its product as uncharacterized. Bases 1 to 450 code for a protein of 149 amino acids. The record is from RefSeq and is a predicted model, not a curated record. The transcript has 3 exons. Lineage: Eukaryota; Fungi; Ascomycota; Sordariomycetes; Hypocreales; Nectriaceae.